UGUAUAAAACUACUUAGCCUAAAUGGCUAUAAAAAGGAAUGCUAUCAUAUUUCAAUGAAGAAACCAAAAACAAAAUAUUCCUGGAAUUGAUUUUGGAUCCCUUUGGAAUGAAGUAUGAGUGAGGAUCAAAAAAAAGCUGCCUCCACGGGUCAAUAUGAAAUGGUAGUUUCACAAGAACAGCAGGCUAAGAUCACUGAGGUGAGAGAGUUGAUAGGGCAGUUAUCAGAUAAGGAAUCUGUGUACUGUUCUGAUGCAUCCAUUUCAAGGUAUUUAAUGUCACGCAAUUUGAAUGUUAAGAAAGCAGCUCAAAUGUUGAAACAAAGUCUGAAAUGGAGAAAAGAAUUCAAACCGGAAGAGAUCCGCUGGGAAGAUGUUGCUGCUGAUGCAGAGUCAGGGUCGAUUUACAGACCCAAUUAUCAGGACAAGUACGGGAGAUCAGUGAUUGUAAUAACACCUAGACGCCAGAACUCCAAAUCACUAGAGAGACAGGUUAAGCAUUUCGUACACUGCUUGGAGAAUGCUAUUUUAAACCUUCCACCACACCAAGAACAGUUGGUUUGGCUGGUAGAUUUAGAGGGUAUCAAGAUGUCGGAUAUAUCGUUCAAAACGUCACGUGAAAUUGUCCAUGUAUUCCAAAGCUAUUAUCCAAAGCGCUUGGGUUUGAUAAUUCUGUUCAAUGCGCCUGUAAUCUUCCAGCCAUUCUUCAAGAUGAUGAGGCUCUUUUUGGAAACUGAAAUUUACAAUAAAAUAAAGUUUUGCUAUUCGGACGACCACAACUCAAAGAAGAUUUUGGAGGAUUUAUUUGAUAUGGAUAAACUUGAAUCUGCAUUUGGUGGGAAUGGUGACACAGGAUUUGACAUAAAUAAAUAUGCUGAGAGAAUGAAAGAACAUGACAACAAGUUUCUUUCAUCCUGAACACAGAUCAGGUCUGUGUGAUAAUGCAAACUAUAAAGCUUGGUUGCUCUUAAAGGGUGAGGAAUUAGAGUGAGAAAUAACAUACCAAAAUAUUUAUUGAGUCAGGUAAAGCAACAAGAUGCUAUGACAUUGAAGCCGAUUCAAGGCACGAAGUGUCAACUUUAUGUAUGAUUUACGAAAUUACAAUGAUAAGUAAUCAUGCUCGGUA
Messenger RNA from Vigna radiata var. radiata (mung bean), 1123 nucleotides. RefSeq names its product random slug protein 5. Bases 115 to 915 code for a protein of 266 amino acids. NCBI's taxonomy places the organism in Eukaryota, Viridiplantae, Streptophyta, Magnoliopsida, Fabales, Fabaceae. Gene Ontology annotation, molecular function: phosphatidylinositol transfer activity. The transcript is spliced from 6 exons. The record is from RefSeq and is a predicted model, not a curated record.